Pieris rapae (cabbage white) is the source of this 6886-nucleotide messenger RNA. RefSeq names its product Down syndrome cell adhesion molecule-like protein Dscam2 (gene Dscam1). Gene Ontology annotation, molecular function: cell-cell adhesion mediator activity. The record is from RefSeq and is a predicted model, not a curated record. Gene Ontology annotation, biological process: homophilic cell-cell adhesion; axon guidance; dendrite self-avoidance. Gene Ontology annotation, cellular component: axon; plasma membrane. The transcript has 41 exons. Bases 216 to 6188 code for a protein of 1990 amino acids. NCBI's taxonomy places the organism in Eukaryota, Metazoa, Arthropoda, Insecta, Lepidoptera, Pieridae.
CUCGGUGUUUAUACUUCGGACGAGACGGUGUUGCCGCUCGUCCUUUCGCGUGUGUUGUGGUGUAUUGUGUUGUGGGUGCUACGCCGAGCCAAGGCUCGCGUCUCGCAGAUUCGGGCAACGCCCGGCCGCCAAGCGGCUAGUUCCACAUUUUUAUCUGGUAUACAGAAGAAAAGUGACCAAAGUGAUUAGUGAAGUGUUAAGUGUCGGUGUUUAAUAUGUCUCUGCUAACCGUAUUUACGGUCCUCGUCGGGCUGCUCACGCUUGGAGCAGUGCGAUGCGAGGACGAAACGAUCGGACCGAUAUUUAUGAAGGAACCCCCAAACCGAGUGGAUUUCAGUAACACGACUGGUGCCGUAGUGGAAUGUGCCGCACGAGGAUCCCCCCCUCCCGAUGUCAUUUGGGUACGAGCUGAUGGCACCGCUGUUGGUGACGUUCCUGGAUUGCGACAGGUCUUACCGAAUGGCAACCUUGUUUUCCCACCUUUCCGUGCUGAAGAUUACCGCCAGGAAGUUCAUGCUCAGGUCUACGCUUGCCUUGCUAGAAACCCAGUUGGUACAAUUCACUCUAGGGACGUUAAUGUUCGCGCCGUUGUAUCCCAGGUGUACACAGUAAAUCUUGUAGAGGAAAAUGUCUUGCGAGGAAAUGCUGCCAUAUUCAAAUGUCUUAUUCCAAGUUUUGUCACUGAAUACGUUCAAGUAUCUUCUUGGAUAAUAUCAGAGGGGGACGAUGAGACUGAAAUACAAUUGAACGAUGCCAGUAUUAACCGAGAGGAGGGUAAAUACUUGGUCCUACCAUCUGGAGAAUUGCAUAUUCGUGAUGUAGGACCCGAAGAUGGUUAUAAAUCAUACCAAUGUAGAACAAAGCACAGACUUACUGGAGAAACUCGUUUAUCAGCCACAAAGGGACGUUUGGUUAUCACCGAACCGACGAAUAAAAUUGCUCCUCGAAGCGAUAAAAGCCGAAAGUUCGAAGGCGGUGAAAUUUUUGUUGUCUCCUUAGAGAGUUCAGUGUAUCUUACAUGUGAAGUAGCGGGGUAUCCUCCUCCAAUAUUUCGAUGGUAUAAAUUCAUUGAUGGAUCGGCGAGAAAGCAACCAGUCGUGUUGAAUGAUAGAGUUAAACAAGUUUCUGGAACUCUUAUUAUCAAGGAGGCUAAAGUUGAUGAUUCUGGCAAAUAUCUAUGUGUUGUGAACAAUUCUGUCGGUGGUGAAUCGGUCGAAACCGUAUUAACAGUAACUGCACCACUAAAAACAGCAGUAGAACCGGCAACACAAACAGUAGACUUUGGUCGUCCAGCGGUAUUCACUUGCAGAUAUGAAGGAAAUCCCAUUAAGACUAUCACCUGGUUAAAAGAUGGCAAAGACAUGAACCACCAUGACCACGUAUUAAGGAUCGAGUCAGUAAAGAAAGAAGAUAAGGGAAUGUACCAGUGCUUCAUCAGAAAUGAUCAAGAAAGUGCCGGAGCUAGCGCUGAAUUGAAAUUAGGAGGACGAUUUGAACCACCACAGAUUAGACACAGCUUCUCGGAACAAACUCUACGCUCCGGUCCAUCUCUAAGGUUGAAAUGUGUUGCAUCUGGCAACCCUACACCUGACAUCGCAUGGCAACUGGAUGGAGACAAACUGAACAGCGGCGAAAGACUGCAAAUCGGGCAAUUUGUAACUGCCGAUGGAAAUGUUGAAUCCCACUUAAAUAUCUCAUCUGUGCACACCAACGAUGGAGGACUGUACUCUUGUAUCGCGUCUAGCAAGGUUGGCAGCGCAUCCCACUCAUCGCGCGUAAACGUAUACGGACUGCCUUACGUACGGCCAAUGAAGAAACGCCCAGUCGUCGCCGGAGACACCCUUAUCGCUCACUGCCCAGUUGCUGGAUACCCUAUUGACUCUAUUGUAUGGGAACGUGAUGGACGUGUUCUACCAAUCAACCGAAAACAGAAGGUGUUCCCUAACGGCACGUUGGUUAUUGAAAACGUAGAACGAAUGAGCGACCAAGCCACUUACACGUGCGUUGCUAAGAACUCUCAAGGAUACAGCGCAAGGGGACAACUCGAACUACAAGUCAUGGUUCCCCCACAAAUCUUGCCUUUCGAAUUUGGCGACGAACCGGCUAACGCCGGAGAUAUGGCGUCGAUUUCCUGCGCAGUUAGCAAGGGCGACCAACCGCUCAAUAUCUCCUGGAUUUUUAAUGGACAAAUCAUAUUCCGACACAACGAUUUGGGAAUAGUUCUAACCAAUAUCAACAAAAAGACAUCGAUCCUAAACAUUGAUUCAGUUAAUGGAAGCCACAGAGGCACAUACCAUUGCGUGGCAACAAAUCCAGCCGGUUCUGUUAAUCACAGCGCCAUUCUAGAAGUCAAUGUUCCUCCCCGUUGGAUUUUGGAACCCACUGACAAAGCUUUUGCUCAAGGUUCAGAUGCUAAAGUUGAAUGUAAAGCUGAUGGCUUCCCUAAGCCCCAAGUCACAUGGAAGAGGGCUGAAGGUGAUACGCCAGGCGAUUACAAAGACCUUAAACCCAACAACCCAAAUGUUAAAGUUGAGGAUGGAACAUUGGCCAUUACUAAUAUUCAAAAGACGAACGAGGGUUAUUAUUUGUGUGAGGCUGUAAACGGAAUCGGUUCUGGAUUGUCUGCCGUCAUUUUGAUCAGCGUUCAAGCUCCACCACAAUUCGAAAUUAAAAUGAGGAACCAGACUGCUCGACGAAGUGAACCCGCGGUACUUCAGUGUCAGGCUAAGGGUGAAAAGCCAAUUGGAAUCAUCUGGAACAUGAACAACAAACGUCUUGAGCCCAAAUCGGACCCACGAUACACGAUCCGCGAGGAAAUCUUGCCCGGUGGUGUUGUUUCCGACUUGAGCAUCAGACGUACUGAACGAUCUGACAGCGCUCUCUUCACCUGUGUUGCUACCAACGCCUUCGGCUCUGACGAUACCAGCAUCAAUAUGAUCAUUCAAGAGGUACCCGAAGCCCCCUAUGGUUUGAAGGUAUUGGACAAAUCAGGAAGAACAGUUCAAUUAUCUUGGGCCGCACCGUACGAUGGAAACUCUCCGAUCAAGAAGUUCCUCAUUGAAUACAAACGCGCAAAGGGCAACUGGGAAAAGGAUAUCGACAGAGUACUGGUCCCAGGAGACGCAACAGAAGCCGGUGUAUUCAGCCUCCGUCCCGCCACAGCCUACCACAUUCGUAUCGUUGCUGAAAAUGAGCUUGGAACCUCUGAACCAUCCGAAACCGUUACCAUUAUCACGGCGGAAGAAGCUCCCACUGGAAUGCCCCAAGACGUCAAAGUCGAUGCUGCUGAUAAGCACACCCUCAGGGUUACAUGGAAACCACCCCCACCUCAGGACUGGAAUGGCGAACUUCAAGGUUACUACGUUGGUUACAAACUUGCAUCAAGCAACAAGUCAUUCGUGUUCGAAACGGUUGACAUCUCAAAGGAAUCUGGCAAAGAACACCAUCUCGAUAUUCUUAACCUCAAGACAUACACUCAAUACGCGAUCGUGGUUCAAGCGUUCAACAAGAUGGGUUCUGGUCCCGUAUCGAACGAAGUCCGAGCCUACACAGCUGAAGGAGCACCCUCUGCCCCGCCCCAAGAUGUCCUCUGCACCACGUUGACUGCCCAAACUAUUCGCGUAUCCUGGGUAUCUCCACCUCUCGCCGCCGCUAACGGACUUAUCAAGGCAUACAAGGUUAUCUACGGACCCAGCGAAACUUGGUAUGAUGAAAAAACAAAGGACACUAAGAUCACGGCUAGCAGCGAAACAAUCCUACACGGUCUCAAGAAAUUCACCAACUAUUCAAUGGAAGUGUUAGCUACUACCAACGGCGGAGAUGGCGUCCGAGCAGCACCUAUCCAUUGUCAGACUGAACAAGAUGUACCCGAAGCCCCACGUGCCGUAAAAGCCUUAGUGAUGGGAGCCGAUUCGAUCCUGGUGUCAUGGAGACCACCAGCGCAGCCCAACGGAGUCGUCACCCACUACAACGUGUACACUCAAGCACAAAACGCUGAACCUCAUCCUAACAAGGUCCCCGCAUCACAAACUAGCUACUCCGCGACAGAACUGAAGGCCGGCCGCUACGACUUCUGGGUAACAGCUUCCACCAUCAUUGGAGAAGGUCAACCCUCAGCCACCGCAUCUUGCAGCGCCAGCGAUAAAGUACCUGCAAAAAUUGCAUCAUUCGACGAAUCCUUUACUGCUACUUACAAGGAAGAUGUUAAACUGCCCUGUCUUGCUGUCGGCGUGCCACCUCCUAACAUUCUGUGGAAGGUCAAAGGUCACCCAUUAGAGCCAUCAGAACGCGUUCGUCAGCUUCCCGAAGGAUCUCUGCAAAUCGCUGGUGUAGCAAGGGAAGAUGCCGGAGAGUACUCCUGCCAUGUUGAGAAUCAAUUCGGAACUGACACUGUUACUCACACGUUGUCUGUACUUGCACCUCCUUUCCCACCUCAAUUGAGCAUCGCAUCUUCUUCCGUAUCGUCUCUGACUCUGCGCCUGAAGCCUCCGGUAGACGCUGACCAAUCACCUGCAGCUGGCUACACCAUCCACUACAAACAAGAGUUCGGCGACUGGGAGACUGUACAGAUUCCUAGCAACACUGAUACAUACACUUUGGAAAACCUAUUCUGCGGAUCCAGAUAUCAACUUUACGUUACUGCUUACAACGGUAUUGGAACAGGCGAAGCGUCUGACGUGGUCAUUGCCCGUACUCGUGGAUCCAAACCCCCCGUACCACGUGCCGCUGACUUCAUCGAAGUAGGAAGUUCCUCUGUCACCCUUCACCUCAAGCAAUGGCUGGAUGGAGGCUGCCCCAUGAGCCAUUUCGUCGUUGAAAAUAAGAAAAAAGGAGCUGCUGAGUGGAACCAGAUCUCGAAUGCCGUAAAACCUGGUGGUAACUUUGUAGUACUGGACCUGGAACCUGCAACUUGGUACGUUUUAAGGAUCACCGCACACAACAACGCUGGAUUCAACGUCGCCGAAUAUGAAUUCGCUACCCUCACUAUGACUGGUGGAACUAUCGCUCCCCUCCCCGGAAACGCUGACGAUAAGGAACUGCCCCCAUGGGUCAAAGCCUGGCUGGAACCGGAGGUUCUAGUACCGAUAUUGGCGACUAUUGUCGUUUUCAUUGUCGGAAUGGUCGUGAUAUGUCUGACGUUGGCUCGUAGAAACACUCCACACAGACUGCGAGGUCAGAAGGACGUGUACUAUGAUGCGGUGUACAACGCAUCACAAGCGGCAUUAGGCGGCGGCGGCGGAACCCUGGACAAGCGCGGCGGACUUCGUGAUGAAUUAGGUUACAUCGCACCCCCCAACAGGAAACUUCCCCCCGUACCAGGAUCUAACUACAACACAUGCGACCGUGUUAAGCGACAGGCUGUUAUUAUGGGUGCUCAUUCGACGUGGGAUCCGCGAAGACAUCACUAUGAGCGCGUUCGACGCACGCGUCUACGCAGGACUGGAUCUGGUGAUACAAUUUCAACAGGCAUGGAAGACGAAAUCUGCCCCUACGCAACGUUCCACUUACUAGGCUUCCGUGAGGAAAUGGACCCCAGCAAGGCUAUCGCGUUCCCCCACCACCACCCGUCCCACGCUGGCACUUUGGCCCACCCACACCCACACCCACACCAUCCCGCACACUCACGCGCAGGAUCCCAGAGCAUGCCCCGUGCCAACAGUCGCUACGCCCGCAAGAACUCUCAAGGAGGACAAAGCGCUAUCUACUCGACCGCUCCCGAAUACGAUGACCCUGCCACUUGCGCUGAAGAAGACCAAUACCGUGCCCGCUACUCACGUCCAAUGUACGCAUGCGGCCCCGAGUACGACGAGCCCGCUUGUUGCCAACCCGAAGACGAACAGUACACUGGCGCUUACGGCACUCCCUACUCUGACCAUUACGGAUCCCGACCCAGCAUUGGUACACGUAAAUGCGGCGGAUCUCCCGAGCCUCCCCCGCCCCCACCCCGCAACGCGAACAACGACAACAACUGCUCUUCCUCCUUUAACGAGAGCAAGGACUCCAACGAAAUCUCUGAAGCCGAAUGCGACCAGCCACGGAACUACCCUGUCAGGGCCCACACUGCCAAGGACGGCUUGCACACCGAGGAAAUGAGAAAACUCAUUGACAGACCAGAAGCAAACACCCCAAUCCCCCAGCAAGCAGUCCACGGGCGGGGACUCACAGCCUACGAUACUGUGGCAGUGUAACCUAUAAAUUGCUUAUAGGAUUCUCAUACGCCCAAUAUUUUUUCAGCAGAUAAUCACGACCGCGCUGUACGCUUUGCCUAUGAGUUUAACCAAUAGUUUGCUUGCGCAUUUCGCCAGCGAACAGUGGGGUCGUUAUGUCCUUUCUUCCUUGGUGUGUGAUUUUUGUAUCCCAAAAUGCCAGAUUUAACGCACUGUGGUGCCAUGAUUCGUUAGCGUCAUACAGAGUUGGGAACGACCGAUCUACCGUAGUACACCCUUGAAACGUCAUCGCAUAGCGUUGCUAUGUUUAUCGGAAAAUUAUGGUUGUGUUAGAUAUUUCAAAUUGAUAAAGUCCUUUAGAAUCGUGACGUAUAUAUGUCACCGUAAGAUUGUAAACAUCGUUAUAUUACAAUCUAUCUAGUAAGAUUGUAAACUAUCGAUAGAUUGUGAACCGUAUCAUUAUGAUUGCAAUUUAACGCAUCAUUUUUCGCUAUAUAAUCUACCGAAGUGAAACCGUUAAAUUACAAUCUGUCCCGCGUCAAAUUGUCAACUGUCUGCAAGUUCUUCCUGAUUGGUCGGUCUCAUUUCAUUUAGAAAUGAAAUAGACGUGUCACUUAAAUAAAAUAAAUUUAUUAUUUAAUAGGAAAUUAGAAAUCCUGACAUAUGUUAGAAACAAAUUGUAACGAAAUAUUUAUUCUACAAACACAAAUUCUAAUUAA